UUAAUUAUCCGAAAAAAAUGAGUGUGAUUACUAUUAAAAAUAAAUUCGGCGAAGCAGCUUAUAGUGAUGCUUUACAGGAGGCUCCUCAAUGUCCAGAAUUUUAUGGAGAACAAGCGUACCCUCACCCAGAAGAUUGUGGUUCAUUUUUUCUUUGUACGAAUGGAACUUUGACACUUGAACGCUGUGAAAAUGGUCUUCUUUUUGAUGGACAUGGUGCAAUACAUAACCAUUGUAAUUACAACUGGGCCGUACAUUGUGGAGAACGUCAAGCUGAUUUAACUCCGAUCAGUUCUCCAGGGUGUGAAUAUCAAUUUGGAUUAUAUGAAAAUAGUGAUUCUUGCAGUACUACAUACGUUAAAUGUAUUUACGGUGAACCUCAUAUUGAAACAUGUAUACCUGGUCUUGUUUGGGAUAGCAAGAGUCACUCUUGCGUCUGGCCUGAUCAACUAAUCCCUUAUUGUAAUCCAGAGGCUGUUGUUGGUUUCAAAUGUCCGCAGAAAGUUCCCAAACAUUCAGUUGCUGCUAAAUUUUGGCCGUUUCCAAGAUGUGUAGGUGGAUUCAAUCAGAAUAAUAAUGAGAGCUUCAACCAACUAGUGUGGAAAAUAUGCCCAAAAACCGUGAAUACUAGUUCUACUAUCGUAAAAAUUGCUGCAUACAUAGCUACUUGUAUAUUUAAUGAAGGUACAAAUUCAUUAUUAAUGAUUAUGGAUACCCUAGGACUUAAUUGUGGGUCUAAUUCCCAUCGGUAUGCUGAAAAAUUGGAUGCUGCACGUGUGAAAGUGGCAGAUCAGCGCGCCAACGACAACACUCGGGAAGGCAGAAUGCUUCGUAGGCAACAGCAAAUUGAUGUUUUGGAAACUUCCACAAUGGCUGAAGAACUAUUAUAUGGCCCAGGAAUAGAUGACUCGAUAUGAAUCUCCAAGGACUUAUGAUUGUCACCGCAAGGACUUUUUUUUGGAACUGGGUCAACACAGACAGCUAUAACUUUGGAAAUAAAAUUUUUUUUUUUUUGAAAUUUU
Messenger RNA from Cotesia glomerata, 1019 nucleotides. It is a transcript of the gene Cpap3-d, whose product is annotated as protein obstructor-E-like. The record is from RefSeq and is a predicted model, not a curated record. The transcript has 5 exons. Gene Ontology annotation, molecular function: chitin binding. NCBI's taxonomy places the organism in Eukaryota, Metazoa, Arthropoda, Insecta, Hymenoptera, Braconidae. Gene Ontology annotation, cellular component: extracellular region. Bases 18 to 914 code for a protein of 298 amino acids.